CGUGCGAAGUAAGCGGGAUAUAAGCAUAUCGAUUUAUGUUGUCUCAAAGUGUCGGAUCGCAGGUUUGUAGUCGAUAUAAGCUCAAGGUUCUAGGUCAUUACAUUAAACACGUCUAAUUUCUAGCCAAAGUCGUCUACCUUUCUUGACUCUUGGCCUAAAGUACGACAAUUUCAGUUGCUGUGCAUUGCGUGGAAUAUAUUUGGAGAGUCUGCGGAGUUUUGCAAAGUUCGUCGCUGCAUGAAUGAAAAUCCGUGAUUUUUUUUUCGAGAUACGCUUAUUAUACACACAGGCACCAGUGUAUGAGUGCUGGUGAACUAGUUCGGUUGCUGAAAGUUAUAAAAAGCUUGUUACAGGUUUUCAUGUAAGCAACAAUUUGAACCACUUAUCAACAGACUUUGCUUUGGAUAUUUAGAAAUUUUGAUGGAGUAAUGGGUGCAUUAUGUCUGCGUUCGGCGGAAUCUUGCAACAAUACUCUGUGAACCUCGCCAGCAAGACUGGCAGUGUCGUCGGCUGCACCGUCCCGCUAGAGGUUUCGCCCCGCGACAGUAUGGGCGACCCGCGCCCUAGCAACCGACUCCGUGGACCAGACGGUCACGUCAGAUUUUAUUCCGAAUCUGCGGUGGAGUUUUACAGGCGGAAUUCGUACAGUGAAAGAUCGUCGUGGAGUUAUGGCAGAAAGACUGACCAAACAUCGUCUUCUGUGGAAUCCACGACGGAUACCAAAACGGACGAUCAGGCGUCAAAGUUCAUAUCAGCAUCAUAUGCUGGGCCUGACACUAAUGGGAGCACAAGCCAACGGUACUCAAGACGUAAAGCGUUGAAGAAAAUGAGACUAAACAAUGACAGGAAGAUCAUCUCCUAUUUGAGGCAACGUUUUCGGGAGCGACCUGAACCAUGGAUGGAUAAUGAGACUAUAGAUUCUGAGGGCCAGGGAGAUAAAGUUUACAAGUUUAAGCCCAAGACACCAGGUCGGGUUGAUAUCUUCACCAAAUACAAUGAAAUUGGAGGUCGUGUCAGCAAGGAGGGUCACGUCCUGGAUGGUUUAUAUCCUGGAGCCUUUUCCUUCACCCCUCUGCCGAAAGAUCACCCUCCAAGCCCUGAAUGUGAUGAAUCUGUUCUGGUAGAUGGAGCAGAGGACAAAGCUCCAGAGACAUCACAGGAGGAAGUCCACAGAACUGUUGAAACCAGGGCCAGCUCAAUCCUUGAACCAUUGACCAUCCCGGGAGUAGGAGCCAGUGGGGAACAACCUUUGUUUCAGAAGGGGAGUCCUGCAGCAACAGCUCUAAGCCACGACAGGGCUCCUUCUGAAAGACUUGAACUUCAGUCCAUCACUGGCUUAUCAGACAGUUUGUCCUCGAUGGGAUCUAGGAACUCCUCGGGUAGGUCACGCUUGUCAAGUGGCAUGAGUCGUGACGGAAGUGUGGCGAACACUUUGGUCAGUUCUUCAAGAAGCCCAAAGCCUCCAGACUUAGCGAUCAAGCCCGAGAAAGCAGUAGGCAAAAGUAAACCCGUGUCUCCUCUCGUCAGAUCGCCAAGUCAGUUGUCACAUUUGCCUUCAAUCAGUACUAGUAGAGUAUCAUCACCACUUGCCUUGCACUCCGGCAAGGACCUGAAACUUCCUGCCCUUGGAGCGGACACCAGAUGUCAUUCAACAGUAUCGCUGGAAUCUCCAAAAAGUGGACACCAAGGGCCAGUCGAAGAUGCACACUCUUGUGUAUCUCCUGUACCUACUCCUUAUCCAGACCAUGAUGAUGGGCUGGACUCGAAGAAGUCUCUGGAAUACCAGCAGAUUGUUGACAGGGUUCUGAAGAGCAAGGUGGAUGUCCACUGUACCUGGGUGUCCAAUACAUUUAGACUCUAUGUGUCAUCUACCUUCACCGAUUUUGGAGCUGAGCGCACUGUCCUCAUAGCCAAGGCCUACCCCAGGCUGCGGGCAUUCUGUCGUGAAAGGGGUUUUGAGUUCCAGGUGUGUGACUUGAACUGGGGCUUGAAGGACUACUCCACAGACGAUCAUUCCUUCGCUAGUGGCUGCUUGGCAGAGCUGCAGGAAUGUGAGAAGGUGUCAAAAGGGCCAUUCUUUGUGACCCUCAUGGGACAGAAGAUGGGAUUCCAAGCUCUUCCGGAUUCUUUCCCAGAAGAAGACUUCUCAUCGCUGGUAUCAGCGAUCGAGAGGGAGAAGGCUCACUAUGUCGCUACAAGAAGACCGUCUGCGUUCCCUGCACAAAGUAUUGAGGAGCAACUGAACAGUCGACCCAUCACAGUAGAGUCAAAGAAAGAUGGAACAAGCACAAAGCGUUCUUUCCUGUCUGGUGUUAAUCGCAUGAUGCUUACCAUGAGGGUGUUUGGAGGGAUGACUCGACGUCGGAAUUCAGUAUGGCGUGAGGUCGAAAGGUUGCCAGCGGAAGGCCAGGAAGACCUGGAGAAGGGCCCUGUUGAGAAGGAGUUUGAGGCGGAUCUGAACGCCCUCCAGACCUGGUACAAGCUAGAUGAGAAUAAUGUUCCACCUGUCUACAUCUUGCAACCAAUCAGCUCCCAGUUCCGAGAGAUACUGAGCAAUGACAAGCAGAAGAGACUGAGAGCAAAGAACCAAUGGCUGGUGAUGUAUAAGAGACUCAUCAAGACUCUCACAAAGUAUGUUCCCAUGGCCAUCAAGGAUACCAAGAGAGCAGAGACGUAUCUACAAACAGUAAAUGAAAGAGAGUUGGACCAUGCAGUGUUUUCUGCCGAGCCAGAGAAAAGCAAAAAGGUUGCCAGCUUUGUGCGGCACAUCAAGGACCUCAGGAAGAACCUUCAAGACUACAACUCCAAAGACUUCAUCGACCUGCAGAACCUGAAGCCAGAGAUUGACUUUCCCAAGUUUGAAAGAGUUGAAGACCUUCGAGAUGUGAAAGUACCACAGAGUAUCGGCUUCAGUAACGUCCAUGAGCAUAGCAUCAUAUGGCACAAAGAUGGCGUCAAUCCUACCCAUGUGCGGGUGCACUCUCAAUAUCUAGACGGACUUGCCAAUGAGUUCUUUGAUACCAUGAAAGUCAAACUAGAGAGGGCGAUGUACGAAGAUACAUCUCUUACUACUGCACCAUCAUACAGUCUUUAUGAGGAGGUCGCCCAGCAUGUCAACUUCUUACAAGAUAGGUCGAGACGUUUCUAUGGUAGGAAGGAGCCCCUGCAGUACAUCAAGCAGUAUCUUCUAGGAGACAGUCGGACACCCCUUGUGCUCUGUGGACUAGAUGGGAGAGGCAAGACAUCACUGAUUGCCAAAGCUUGCCAACUCACCAACUCAUGGUUAAAAGAGCAAGAAGCUGCCACAGUGGUGAGGUUUGUAGGCCUAACUGCUGAAUCAGAGAACAUCCGCUGUCUACUUCAAGGAAUCUGUCAACAGAUCAGCCACACCUACAGCCUGGAUCUUACUGCAGUCCCUGAGGACUUCCAUGCACUGAUCAACGACCUUGAGGGGCGUAUCACCAUAGCAACAACUCAAUGUCCUCUCAUCAUCUUCAUUGACGGCCCUGAUAAACUGAGCGAUGAUUACAAGGCCAGGUCUAUGGUCUGGUUGCCUAGCAACCUACCUGAGAAUGUGAAGAUAGUGGUAUCAUGUACUACUCUGGAAGAGGAGAAGACAGACAGUUUCAAAGCUUUGAAGAAACAAUGUCCUGAUGCAGACUUCUACACCCUCCCUGACCUGACGCAACUCGAGGCCAAGUACAUCCUCAACUAUCUACUGGAACAAGAAGGUCGACGUAUCACCCAGGACCAACAUGAGACAGUGAUGAAGGCAAUGGAGGAGGUGUCAUCACCGCUGUACCUGAGGCUGAUCUGCGACCAGGCCGUUGGGUGGAAGAGUUUCUCAGAGAAGAGAGAGACGUACAUAGCAACGGAUCUGAGGAAGAUGAUUAGUGGUGUCCUGAUGUCGCUUGAAUCCAAACACGGUGAACCUCUGGUUCGACGAUGCCUUGGCUACCUGACAGCGGCACGAAGUGGGCUGUCCUGGACAGAACUCAACGACAUCCUCUCCUGCGAUGAACAUGCCAUGACAGAUGUCGCCAGGAACCACUCACCAGCCCUGAGACGCAUGCCGCCCGCCCUCUGGUGUCGACUCAAGACUGACCUGAGGAAGCUGUUCAGGGUGUGGAAGGUUGAUGGGGUGUGGGUGUGGAGGUGGGCAGAUCAGCAGUUCAGAGAAGCAGCAACAGAGAGGUAUCUAAAUCAAAAGGACAAAGCCCCUUCCUAUCACAGCGCCCUUGCUGAGUACUUCAUGGGCAGGUGGGGUGAGCGGAAGAAACCGUUCCCUGGCAACGAGGGUGGAGCUGACCGGUUCGUUAACCCUCAGCCUCUUAUGAUGACCCGACUUAAGCCUUCAGAUCGUCCGUAUAAAAGGGGAGUUGCAACAAAGGAGUACAACAUGCGUAAGCUGAACGAGCUACCCUACCACCUCCUCCACGCAAGUCAACUUGACAAGCUGAAGUCAGAGGCUCUCAUCAACUAUGAAUGGACCCUUGCCAAGCUAAGGGCGGUUUCUCUGCGUGCCAUCCAGGAUGACCUCCAGAGCGCCCUUACUGUUCACCCUGAUGACCUUGAGGUCAGACUGAUGAGCAGCACCCUCCAUCUCUCAACGAGCGCAUUGCUGAAGGAUCCGAACCAGCUUGCCUCCCAACUGGUCGGGCGCCUCUACAACAUCAUCAGCAACGACAAACCCAUGUCAAUUGGCGACCCUAAGAAGUACUCCACCGUCGCUUCAAUGCUCAACCAAGCCCAGCGGUCCUCCGUCCCCGCCCUCAUCCCCUCAGUGUCAUGCCUCGCCCAGCCAGGGGGCGUGCUCUACGACCUCCUGGCAGGUCACACAGAGGUCAUCACCGCGGUGACGGUGUCGAGGUUGACGAUGGGCGUGGCUGCGACGGCCUCGAGGGAUGGGUCGGUGAAGCUCUGGGAUUUGAAGAACAGGAAGGUCAUGAAGACAGUUGAAGGUGUAGGGAAAGAGAUUUCAUCAAUAAGGCUAUGUAAGAAUGACUCCAUAGCCGUCACUGUGGAAUCAAGCCGCAUCAAGUUCAACUCCUUCAGCAACGGCAGUUGCCUCUUGGAGAUCACCCAGUACAUCGACCCCCCUGUCAUCACGACGGCCAGCGAGAACGAUAACCUCGUGGUGGCGCUAUUCACCGGGUCAAAUGUGAUGCGUACCUGGGACGUGUCGGGGGAGAACGUGCAGGUUCUGGUAGAGGUCGAUAUCGGAGGUCAAGGUAUUCACCAGGACGAGUCUUUGAGUGUGUCCUUUAGCCCCUUCGGUGAGAGAGUGCUGUAUGCAUACAGGAGCAGUAAUACAGCUUUUGUGGUGAAUGCCAAAACAGGGAACAAGAUCCACAACCUAACACCCCCUAAACAAUCAGCCUCCAUCACUGCUCUAGGUGUAUCGAAGGAUUACUACGUGGUGGCGUGUCGGUACAUGUUCCAGAAGGUCUCUGAGAUUCAUCAACUUGAGCUCUUUGAUAUCAAGAGUGGAGCCUAUCUCAGGGCAAUACAAGGCUGCACAACGGACAUCGUGAAUGAGUUGUACGUCAACCGCCUGGGGUCCCAUGCUCUCACAGUGUGCCCUAACCCACAUACAAACACAACAACGCUCGCCGUAUGGAAUCUAGAAACAGAAGAUCACAAGCAUCUUGCCAAGCAUGCACAGAUGUCCAAAUUCGGUGCCUGCAUGGACCUGCUGUACUUCCUGACCGCAUCACAGACGAGCAAGUCCCUGCGCAUCUGGAAUAUCAGCCGGAAGGUCAACGAGCGGGACAACGAUGCCGCCAAGUCCAAGAAGACCUUGGGAGUGACCGGUCUGGUGCCCAUGAUCAACAACCCGCGCUACGUCGUCGCCAAGUCGGUCAAGAACGGCCCGCUGAGCGUGUGGAACGUGGUGAAGGGGAAGUGUGCCGGGAACGCAGUGAGGAUCGAGAGGGGGCUUGUGGACUCCCAUGAUGUGGUCUUGAUCAGGAAUCAUCAGGUGGUUAUUCUCUCGGAUCUGGGAAUGUCAAGCGUGAGCGAGAAACCCUCUCAGGUGUUUCAGACUGUUUUCAUGUAUGAUCUUGGGACUAAGAAGUACAUUAGGAAACUGACUGGGGUCUUUAUAGUGCCCUCUCCAGCCCAUGAAUACAGACUACUUGAUGGGGAACUACUACUAGGGCUUUCGGAGACAAGGGAUCACUUCAUCGCAUGGAACCUUGAGUCAGGUCACAUCAAGUUUAGGAUCAAGACGGGAUUCAAGACGGAUCGACUCCAGGUGAAGAAGGAGGUGGAGGAACUUCGUUCCAGACUCAAGAGACAGAACACUGCCGAUAUGAUGCCAUGGGAACGGAGAUCAGAGAGUCAGGAGGAGCGACAGAAGAGGAAAGAGAUGGAGUUGGAGAAGGAGAGGAAGAGAUUGGAAGAUCUAAGAAAGGAAAAGGAGAAUGCCAUUCAGCAUUACUUGAUGAGUCAGGAUGAGAAGGUCCUGGUGUGUUCCUACUUUGGCCACCACCUCUGUGUCUUCAACGUAGAGACACAGCAGCACAUGCAGACUGUUGAGAAUGAGAGCUCCAUGCUCCAGCUCUACGUCGCUGCUCUCUCGCCCGAGGGAAAGUACCUCGCCCAUGUCAACUAUGACGACAACGACAAGGUCAGCUACGUCACGGUGUGGAACCUCCACAAAGGCGAGGUCCGGAAGCGUCUGAAGCGAGAGUCGAACGUCUGCUGCAUCGGGAUGAAUGACAAUGCUUCGCGGGUGCUGUUUGGGAACGAACGCCACCAACUGAAGGUAUGGGACAUCCAGAGAGGCAGGAGCACCUUGCGCAGGCUGCGGACAUCGACGCAAGCACUAGAGUUCACCACUAGCACCAAGAUCUUCAUGAUAGAUAAUGGCUCGCGUGCUGUCAUCGUCGCCAGUGACAUCACGCUGUGGGAUCUUGAUCACGCCACGCAGCUAGCCAUGUUCACCCCUGACCUACGGAUCUCCUGCGUCGAGGUGGUCAUGUCUGGACAGAUGAUUCUUCUAGGUCUCCAGGACUCUUCGGACGUUGUGACCCUGAGGCUAAAGGGUCGGGACAUCAAGCCACCAGACUUUCUGACUGGUGAAGCAGGAGGGAAGGAACUGUUUGGAGAAACUACGGGAGAUACCUCGCCAGAAGAAGAGGAAGAAGAGGAGGAGGAAGAGGAGGAGGAUAAUUAGGUCAUCAUGUCACAUGACCUUUAGUACUUGUGUGGAUUUUUCCUUACUUUGGGAAAUUCAUUCAUUUACUCUUAUCCUUAUAGCCAAGCCAAACGAACACAAAGAUGAAAAUCGUGAUGGUUCUGAUUUUGAUGCUCAUCACACCCCUUAAAAUUAUCCAGAUUUUUAUCCAUUUUGUUGGAAUAAAGAUCAAAGAUCCUUUUAGUAAGCUUUCAAUGUAAGGGGCCUAUAACUCACAAGCAUGGCUUUCAACAUUGGCUCCUCCAUAUUUCACUCUUUUUUUCUUCGUCAGACUUUUAAUUUAAUGCUUUUGAACAAAAUGAUAUGAGGCACAUGCACUUUCUCUUUUUGUCUCUGUUAUAAUCCACAUUUAUUUAUACUAUUUUUUGUGAAAUCACUGCAAAAUUUGUAAUUUAUUUGAAAUAUGAAACAAUAAAAAGUCACAAUGCAUGUAGUAAUAGAUCUCAGGCUAAAACAAUGGUCUGUGUGCCACAACAUUAUAAUGUUGUUCACAUGUUUUUCUUUGUAGAAUCUGUCUCGGAAAGCCUCAUCGGCACAGUAAAGUUUAAUUCCUUACACCAGUCCUUUACAAUUACCUGGUGGAUUAUCUGAGUUAUAUGUCAAGAAUACAUGAUUACUGUUUCCAACAUCUUUGUGCAUCUUAACCAGUCGUCAAUUUCAUUUUGUUUUCAAUUUUUUUUCUUAGGAAGCCAUUUCUCAAUUUUAAACAAAUUAAUUCAGUGUAUAAUCAUUGUGGAUAUUGUUUUCUCAUAUACAAUAACUCUUAAAUGUGUUAAGCUAAAUCCCAGCACUAAUUUAAUACACAUUCCUCAUAUGUAAGUUCGUUUGUCAUGUUCAUGUUAUACUCUUAUAAUAUUUGAUUUUAAGUAUAUACGUAAUAUUGUAUAUUUUCAAUACUUGUAUGGCUUUAUUAUUGUACAUCGUUCUCAAUUCAGCAACUGGCUCCGAUGAAAAGAUAAUAAAGCCUUUAAUUCAAUUCAAUUAAAAUUUACUUUAAUUAUUUGUCCAUACCUUAGCAAAAACUAAAGAAUACCUGCGUGCCAUAUUAUGCGUUAAACAUUAUGUAGAGGGCUAGAGGUCUACCUGUUAUGUUUGUAUUUGCAUGCCUAUUUUUUCCCAAGAUGCACAUUAUAAUCAUGUAGGAGAUGACUACAUAUAUUUGUGUUAGGCUUGUAUUCAUAAUUUUUCACCCAACAUGUCUUGCUUAUAUUCUUGCCAAAAUGUAUAAAUUGGCCAGUUAGACAAGCUUAAUAUGACAUCAUAUGUAUAGCCUUUCAUUUCUAAUUAUGCAAUUAUAAUGUCAUGACAAUCCCCAUUGCAUAUUAUUUUCCUCAGUACAUGUGUAAUAUAUUAAUUUAUAUCCAUCUACUAUUUCAUGUCUUUACACCAUUUUAUGUCCGUCAUGUCCUGUAAUUAAUUGUUUUUCUAUUUUUCUUCACAAUUUUAAUUGUAUACUCUAUAUUUAGCGUAAAAUGAAAAUAUAUUGUGCUGGAUAGCAAUGUACACUGUUGGGAUGAUAAAGAUGUUGUCAUUGUUUAAAAAAAAAACUCUUGAUAAAGACCUAAAUUGAGUAUAAAUUUUAUCUGAAGCAUAUAAUUAAAAUGUUGUGAUUGUGAAACUUCCCAUGAUACCAUGUAGUUUGAAAUUCUAUUUAGUGUCAGCAUGGAAAUUACUUAUAGGCUUGCAGUAAUUGAAGUGCAGCCAUUGGAAAAAAUGCAGAAAUAAAAUCAAAAAUCAAAAUUUCUUUAGAUAUUUAGAAGCAUAGUUUUAAAGGCUAAUUUUUAUAAUUUGAUAUCUUUGUAACUUCUGAAGUUUAUCAGAGACAUGUUAUCCUUUGAAAUUAUUUUAUGUACAAAUUUUGCAUUACUUGUAUUCUCUUAUCACAAUUUAAAUUGAUUCAAUAAUACCGCAUACAUGUAUUUGUUCACCGUAUACUGUGCCUCUUGUUUGGUAUUAAUGCCAAAAACCUCAUUUUGAGUCGCCAUAUAUUGUUACAAAAUGUAUUUAUUUUGGUAUGAGGCAUCUUACCCAAAGAUAUUUUUAAUUGUAAAAUGAUAUCCAUGAUAUAUGUUGUAUUCCUUUUUACCUUUGCCAUAACUGAAAUAAACUUGCUUGCGUAUAUAUCAAC
Molecule: messenger RNA, 9329 nt
Organism: Strongylocentrotus purpuratus (purple sea urchin)
Lineage: Eukaryota; Metazoa; Echinodermata; Echinoidea; Camarodonta; Strongylocentrotidae
Exons: 30
Coding region: 440-7180 (2246 amino acids)
Molecular function (GO): protein binding
Source: RefSeq, a predicted model, not a curated record